CAGCGAAGCCGUUGCCUGCCCGCCGUGAUCGCGCUCGCCUCAUCUCCCACCUCUCGGCGAAUCCGCAGCAGCUGGCGGCAGCAUCCGCCAAAGACCAAUUCCACCUUAUCCGGCGGGGGGCGAGAAAGGGUGGUUCGAAAGAUCCACCCACCCACCGGGCCGCCGGUUACUGGGAGCAGACCUGGGCGGUGCUGCAGCUACCGGCUGGCCGAGUCGCGCCUCCGCCAGAAAAGCGAUGGGCUCCGGUCCCGGGACAGCAGCCUCGGUCAAUCCCGGCGCCUCGAGUCAACUGGCACGGCCCUCCACCUACGCCUUCACACGCGCGGCGCCGGCGGCGGAGAAGAAGGCGAUGGGGAGGCGGGAGGCGGCGUGAGCCUGCGAGCCUCGGGGGCGCGGCGGCGAGCGAGACCUCAGACUGACGGAGCAGUAUUUUGGGGAAUAAUACUCUGCUUGUUUCACUGCGUUACUCCACUAGAGGACCUGCUUCCGCUCACAAAAUUAGCAUUUCACCACAACUUGCUGCUAGUAUCGAGCCUUGAUAGGCUGCUCAGGUCGGACACGGACAGCUUGGGUUGCUACCAACGUGAUCAGUUUGUGUAUGUUCUCUCAUCAGGCAAAGUUUUCCAAGGAACUACUCUGAUGCUACAGUAGUAAGAGAAGGAAGAUGGAGCUGCUCAGCAUCAUUCUAAUUGUCGCAUCACUCGUCCCAUUCUCAGCAUCUGAUCGUCAAGGUGAUGCCUUGUAUGAUAUGAAGCUGAAACUAAAUGCUACUGGCAGUCAGCUUGCCGACUGGAACCAAAAUCAAGUUAACCCCUGCACCUGGAAUUCUGUUAUUUGUGACAAUAAUAACAAUGUUGUGCAAGUAACAUUGGCUUCUAUGGGAUUUACUGGAGUUCUGUCACCAAGAAUUGGAGAGCUGGAGUAUUUGAAUGUUCUGUCCUUGCCUGGUAACAACAUCACUGGUGGCAUACCAGAGCAGUUUGGUAACCUCUCUCGCUUGACAAGCUUAGAUUUGGAAGACAACCUGUUGGUUGGGCCAAUACCAGCCUCUCUUGGCCAGCUUUCAAAGCUUCAGCUUCUGAUACUGAGUCAAAACAACCUCAAUGGAUCUAUUCCUGAAACGCUAGCAAGUAUCUCAAGCUUGACAGACAUCCGGCUAGCUUACAAUAAACUCACUGGUCAAAUACCUCCUCAGUUGUUUCAAGUUGCACGUUACAAUUUUUCUGGUAAUAACUUGACCUGUGGAGCAAACUUCCUCCAUCCAUGUGCCUCAAGUGUGUCUUACCAAGGUUCAUCAAAGGGUUCGAAAAUAGGCAUUGUUAUUGGAACAGUCGGAGGUGUGAUGGGGCUUCUCAUCCUAGGUGCUAUAUGCAUUAUUUGUAAUGGAAGGAGAAAAGGUCAUCUACGUGAAGUAUUUGUGGAUGUAUCAGGUGAGGAUGAUCGUAGAAUUGCAUUUGGCCAGUUGAAACGAUUUGCAUGGCGAGAAUUGCAACUUGCAACUGAUAAUUUCAGUGAGAAAAAUGUUCUUGGACAAGGGGGUUUUGGUAAGGUGUAUAAAGGAGCACUUCCAGAUGGUACUAAGAUUGCUGUCAAACGGUUAACUGAUUAUGAAAGUCCUGGUGGAGAGGCUGCCUUCUUGCGUGAGGUUGAGCUGAUUAGUGUUGCAGUUCACCGGAAUCUUUUAAGAUUGAUUGGUUUCUGUACCACGCAAACAGAGCGCCUACUUGUUUAUCCUUUCAUGCAGAAUCUUAGUGUAGCCUACCGUCUACGAGAAUUUAAACCUGGGGAACCAAUAUUAGAUUGGUCUGCAAGGAAGCGAGUGGCUAUAGGCACAGCUCGUGGACUGGAGUAUCUGCACGAGCACUGUAAUCCUAAGAUAAUACAUCGUGACGUCAAGGCUGCCAACGUCUUGCUUGAUGAAGGCUUUGAACCGGUUGUCGGUGAUUUUGGCUUGGCCAAGCUGGUGGAUGUACAAAAGACAUCCGUGACUACUCAAGUCCGAGGAACUAUGGGUCAUAUUGCCCCUGAAUAUCUAUCCACUGGAAAGUCAUCCGAGAGAACUGAUGUUUUCGGUUAUGGCAUAAUGCUUCUUGAGCUAGUCACGGGACAGCGUGCCAUCGACUUUUCACGCUUGGAGGAAGAAGACGACGUGCUAUUACUUGACCAUGUCAAGAAGCUGCAAAGGGAAGGUCGUCUCGACGCCAUCGUCGACCGCAACUUGAACAGCAACUACAACGCGCAGGAGGUGGAGAUGAUGAUCCAGAUCGCGCUGCUAUGCACGCAGGCCUCGCCCGAGGACCGCCCGUCCAUGUCCGAGGUGGUCCGGAUGCUGGAGGGCGAGGGCCUCGCCGAGCGGUGGGAGGAGUGGCAGCAGGUGGAGGUGACGCGGAGGGAGGACUACGAGCGGAUGCAGCAGCGGUUCGACUGGGGCGAGGACUCCAUCUACAACCAGGACGCCAUCGAGCUCUCCGCCGGCAGAUAGCGGCGGCGGCGGCGUGCCAGACCGAGCUCGCCGUCGCAGUGGCGGACGCAUACGGCAUCGUCUACGACGCCUGUAAAAUAUCUGCUAGUACCUCUUUGGUGUCGAUACUUGAUGGGGUAGAUAAAAUUAGGUACUGCGUCGUACAUGCUGUGAAUACGGAUGGUUACGAUGAUUUACGGCCCCCCAUUCCUGCUUGUACCUCUGGGGGAAGCUGGAGACGCAUGUGCCGCCCGGUUUAAACCACAUGUAGACACCAGCUUGACGAAGUCGGGUCGGUGUCUGUUGUAUUGUUUCUGCUGUCACGUGCUCUGUGUUUAACUUCUACUUCACCACUGCUCAGCUUGUUGAGAAUCUAGAUCUACCUUAUCGCUUCA
Messenger RNA from Panicum virgatum (switchgrass), 2856 nucleotides. Its product is annotated as LRR receptor kinase SERK2-like. Bases 665 to 2482 code for a protein of 605 amino acids. Gene Ontology annotation, molecular function: protein binding; ATP binding; protein kinase activity. The record is from RefSeq and is a predicted model, not a curated record. The transcript is spliced from 13 exons. Gene Ontology annotation, biological process: protein phosphorylation. Lineage: Eukaryota; Viridiplantae; Streptophyta; Magnoliopsida; Poales; Poaceae.